This is a messenger RNA of Sphaeramia orbicularis (orbiculate cardinalfish), 4818 nucleotides long. RefSeq names its product ADAM metallopeptidase with thrombospondin type 1 motif, 18 (gene adamts18). Gene Ontology annotation, biological process: extracellular matrix organization; proteolysis. The coding region runs from base 309 to 4043 and encodes 1244 amino acids. NCBI's taxonomy places the organism in Eukaryota, Metazoa, Chordata, Actinopteri, Kurtiformes, Apogonidae. The record is from RefSeq and is a predicted model, not a curated record. Gene Ontology annotation, cellular component: extracellular matrix. The transcript is spliced from 24 exons. Gene Ontology annotation, molecular function: metalloendopeptidase activity.
CCGGGCUGAGUGCUCAGUCAGCACUUCUCUCGGUGAUCCCCGACACACACACACACACUACCUGCUGCUUCUCACACACACUCACACACUCACACACACACACUCACACACACUGAUGAGUGCACGUCUCGUCUGCGCGCACCGCCGGCUCCUGCAACCUGCAGAGUUCACCUGAACGCGCAAAGUGUGGACCAGAACUACUAAACGAUGCGUGCAAAUUGCGUUAUGCGCUACCGCAGGUUAUUAUUGCUACUUUUGCGCUCUUUGAGGAGGUAACGGGGAAGGUGUGAGCUUUGCAUGCCAACAUCAUGGAUUGCCUUUUCCUUCUGAUAUGGACUUUCCCCAUCCCGCUGGUCGGAUGCACUGCUUCAGUCAAGCUGCUGUCCACCUUGUUGUCCUGGAAUAUUAUAAAGACGCUGCAUAUUUACUGCUCCCACACCGUAUCGGCCAGCCACAGCCAAGGAUUAAAUCACGAUUAUGUGUUUGUGACCCCGGUUGAAGUAGACCCUGAGGGGAUCUACGUGAGCCACGAUGUGACCAGACGAGGCCAUCGCAGCAGGAGGUCCCUCUCUACGUCUCUGCACUACCAGCUCUCCGCCUUCGGUCGGAACAUGCACCUGGACCUACAUCCGUCCUCCGUGGUUGGACCGGGGUUCACGGUGCAGACCUUGGGCUCAGGUGGCAUCUCCACGGUGAUGAAUGAUGCAGGAUAUCACAGCUGCCUGUAUCAGGGAUUUAUCCGAAACCUGUCCUCCUCCUCGGCGGCCAUAUCAACAUGUUCUGGGCUGUCAGGUUUGAUCCGUGUGUCUCAGGAGGAGUAUUUGAUCGCCCCACUGCCGCAGCAUCUGGCUGAAAAACACAACUACAGCGCCCCAGCGGGACACCACCCACACGUGGUCUACAAACGCUCAGCAGAACACAUGGUUCAUCCUAGAUCUGGCAACCCAUCAAACACCAGUUCUUCCAGACCUGAUAACCCAUACCUUCACCAGUAUCGUCAGCAGCCGCAUCACCAUUCCUACCUGCAUGAAAAACUGCAGAGGCAACACUUCUGUGGACGCCGCAAGCAAUACGCUCCCAAGCCUCCCACCGAGGACCGUUUCAUCAUGCCUGAUGAGUUCGCCGUGCCCGAGGUCGAAGGGCCAGGAAGGGCAAAAAGAUCUCCCAUCAACUCCAACAGGGUGGGGGGGCUGAAUGUGGAGACCCUGGUGGUGGCAGACAGGAAAAUGUUGGAGAAACACGGCAGGGACAACGUCACCACUUACGUCCUCACUGUCAUGAAUAUGGUUUCCAGUCUUUUCAAAGAUGGCACUAUUGGAACAGACAUCAACAUUGUGGUGGUCAGCUUGUUACUACUGGAACAGGACCCACUGGGUCUGACUAUAAAUCACCAUGCUGACCAGUCGCUCAACAGUUUCUGUCAGUGGCAGUCAGGUCUGGUGGGGAAAGGCGGUAAACGGCACGACCAUGCUGUUCUUCUUACCGGUCUGGACAUCUGUUCCUGGAAGAAUGAGCCAUGUGACACCUUGGGCUUUGCUCCCAUCAGUGGUAUGUGCAGUAAAUACAGAAGCUGCACCAUCAAUGAGGACACAGGGCUCGGCUUGGCUUUCACUAUCGCUCAUGAAUCUGGACACAAUUUUGGGAUGAUCCAUGAUGGGGAGGGGAACCCUUGUCGAAAGACUGAAGGUAACAUCAUGUCUCCCACACUGGCUGGAAACAACGGGGUCUUCUCCUGGUCCACCUGCAGCCGACAGUACCUCAGCCGCUUCCUUGGAACAGCCCAGGCCUCUUGUCUGGUGGACGAGCCCAAGCAGAUCGGUCAGUAUAAGUAUCCUGAACAGCUCCCGGGGCAGCUGUAUGAUGCAGACACACAGUGCAAGUGGCAGUUCGGCUCCAAAGCCAAACUCUGCAGCCUUGAUUUUGUUAAGGACAUCUGCAAGUCACUGUGGUGUCACCGCACAGGGCACCGGUGUGAGACAAAGUUCAUGCCUGCUGCAGAGGGCACCAGCUGCGGUCCUGACAUGUGGUGUCGGAGGGGACAGUGUGUAAAAUACGGGGAACAUGGUCCCAGGGCGGUGCACGGUCAGUGGUCCGCCUGGUCUCAGUGGUCCGACUGCUCCAGAACCUGUGGAGGAGGUGUCAUGUACAGGGAGCGCUCCUGCACCAGUCCAAGGCCACAGAACAAUGGUAAAUUUUGCCCUGGCUCCAGCCGUCUUAACCAGCUGUGUAAUACCCGGCCGUGCCCCCUCAAUGCUGUGGACUUUCGGGCUCAGCAGUGUGCCGAAUACAACAGCAAGCCCUUCAGAGGCUGGUACUAUAAAUGGAAGCCCUACACUAAAGUGGACGAUGAGGACAUAUGUAAGCUGUAUUGCAUUGCAGAGGACUAUGACUUCUUUUUUGCCAUGUCCAGCAAAGUCAAAGAUGGAACUUCCUGCUCUGAUCACAGAGAAGAUGUCUGCAUCGAUGGAAUGUGUGAGGGUGUGGGCUGUGACCAGAUUCUGGGUUCCAAGGCCUCUUUAGAUGCCUGCGGAGUCUGUAAGGGAGACAACUCCACUUGCAAGUUCUUCAAGGGCCAAUACACCCUCCAGCACAGAGCUAAUGAGUAUUACUCCAUGGUCACAGUCCCCGCUGGAGCUCGAAGCAUUCGAGUUCAAGAGAUGGAGGUUUCCACCAGCUACCUGGCUGCCCGCUCACUAAAGAGGAAGUACUACCUGACGGGUGACUGGACCGUGGACUGGCCAGGGAAGUUCCACUUUGGUGGGACUGUGUUCGACUACCAGCGUUCUUUCAACAAACCGGAGAGCCUGUAUGCUGCUGGACCUACUAAUGAGACGCUGGUGUUUGAAAUCCUUCUGCAGGGGAAGAACCCGGGUGUGGUUUGGGAGUACACCAUGCCUCGCACCGAGAGGAAACCUGACUACAGCUGGGGUGUGGUUCGCUCUGACUGCUCUGCUCCCUGUGCUGGAGGUCGAAUCUCCACUAAGGCUAUCUGUCUGCAGGACCAAAAGGUUCAAGUCAAUUCCACUAUGUGUAAUCCCCACACCAGACCAACACUGGGCUCACAUCUCUGCAACACUCAGCCCUGCCCCGCAUAUUGGUCGACCGGAGACUGGGGAUCCUGCAGUCGCUCAUGUGGAGGAGGUCAGCAGACCAGGACGCUGCGGUGCUUCAGGAAAGUGACGUACCAGAGGGAGGAGGUGGUGGCGCACUCCCUCUGCCCCGUCAUCUCUCCUGCUCAGAUUCAGCCCUGCCACACCCAGGUCUGCCCACCUGAGUGGAGCACCGGAUCCUGGUCACAGUGUUCCAAGACCUGUGGCCGUGGUCUGAGGAAGCGGAGUGUGUUUUGCCGCAGCACUGAUCCUGGAGCCAAAGCUGUAGUGGUGCCUGACAGCAUGUGCAGACAGCAUCACAGACCCAAAGCCCAGGAGACGUGCGUCCUGCGGCGCUGCCCGAAGAACGAAAGGCUGCAGUGGAUCCCCACUCCCUGGGGAGAGUGCUCCAGGUCUUGUGGCUCCGGCGUCCAGAGGAGAGAGCUCCGCUGUGGGGAGAGGGAUUCACAGGGAGGAUAUGUGGAGUUCCCUGUGCGGAGAUGCAGGAAUAUGGCUAAACCUUUGGUGGACCUCCAGCAGGCCUGCAACCGAGGCCCCUGCCCAGAGCUCCCGCGGGUCAUUCCUGGCAGAACCACUUCCAGUGCUGUGGUCUUAGGCUGGUAUUCAUCUCCCUGGCAACAGUGCUCGGUGUCAUGUGGCGGGGGGGUCCAGACUCGCUCCAUCCAGUGUCUCCGUCAGGGUCGCCCUGCAGCUGGCUGCUUACCCCACCAGAGACCUGUCACUUCGAGGGCGUGCAACACACACUUCUGCCCCCCUGCCCCCCCGGCCCCGGCCCAGCGUCCUGGAUGGAUCACAGCUCCUGGACUGCCACGGAAAGAUGAACACUGUGUGGACCAUUUCAGCUGGUGCCACCUGGUCCCACAGCACGGCGUUUGCAACCACAAGUUUUAUGGACAGCAAUGUUGCAAGUCCUGCUCCGGUAAAAGGCCGUAGAAUUCUACCCCCCCACCCCAUCCCCGCGUCUGCAGUGACGGGCUACAUCGAAGGAAAGAGACCACACGGACCGCUCACGAUGGUCGUUACCCACAACACACAGAACUGCAGAACUGCACUCCAUGCCGUGUGUUUUGUCCUGGAGUACUUGACUAAUGAAUUUUAUAAAGAAGGACAGACAACCCACUGACUUUUCUAUUGCGGAAAGCAAUGUGGAUGCUGGUGCUCACCAUCCAUGUGAUUGAUGUCACUGGAAUGGGAAAGACUGGAAAAAAAAAAGCACCCACAGAUUUGUUGGUGAAAUAUAUAUAUAUAUAUAUAUAUAUAUAUAUAUAUAUAUAUAUAUAUAUAUAUAUAUAUAUAUAUAUAUAUAGUUGAGUGUUUUCCUUGAAACCUCUAAAACUACAAGCCAUCAAAAGAACAGUUAAGGACAAUAGCGUUUUUAGCUUGCUUAUAUGUUAUAUAUUUAAAGGCAUCUGGUAUCAUAUGCCUUUAUUUAAGUUAUUAUGGUCGUUAAUGUAUAAUUUUACAUUUUGUCAGUGCAUCUGUGACAUGUUAUUUCUAUGUUUGGAUUGUGCCAUUCACCCUUGGGUCCAUAUUAUGAGAUUUUACAUGAGGUGUUAGUAAUCGGUGGUGUUCUACACUUCUCCCUAAACACACGCUCCGCUUGUCAUGUUUGCUGCUGCUGAAUCAAACCGGGUCACUUUUUCCCUGUGCAUUCCAUUCAUGUUAACUCUAUGAAAACAUAAAUGUAUGUAAAGACAUUUUAUUCAGU